Cynara cardunculus var. scolymus (artichoke) is the source of this 758-nucleotide messenger RNA. RefSeq names its product non-specific lipid-transfer protein-like protein At2g13820. The record is from RefSeq and is a predicted model, not a curated record. The transcript has 2 exons. Lineage: Eukaryota; Viridiplantae; Streptophyta; Magnoliopsida; Asterales; Asteraceae. Gene Ontology annotation, biological process: lipid transport. Gene Ontology annotation, molecular function: lipid binding. Bases 81 to 584 code for a protein of 167 amino acids.
ACCAGAACUUCAAUUUCCUAUCAUUUUUUCCACCCAAACUACAUUACACAAAAACACACCAAAAUCCCAGAAAAACCCAAAUGGCACAACAUCAAACUACGCUGAUCCUAGCGAUCACGAUGGCUGUCCUCUAUGGAACCGCAAUGGCUCAAUCAUCGGGGUGCACAAGUGUGCUAAUUAGCAUGUCACCGUGCCUUAACUACAUUUCCGGUAACUCAUCAACACCAUCCUCAGGAUGUUGUACCCAACUAGCCAGCGUGGUUCGGUCACAGCCAGAGUGUCUGUGUCAAGUCCUUAAUGGUGGUGGCUCGUCCAUGGGUAUUAACAUCAACCAGACUCAGGCUCUUGAGUUGCCUAAGGCUUGCAAUGUCCAGACUCCACCAACCAGUCGAUGCAAUGCAUCUUCUCCAACGAACUCUCCUUCAGGAACAACACCUUCAUCUUCAGGAAACCCUUCAGGUACAGACACUGAAACGAACACCGUGCCAUCAACGGAUAACGGUUCAUCGGAUGCAACCUCAACAAGAUUCGCAAGCAUUCCUAUCGUAUUUUCGCUACUUGUUGUCGCCUAUACUAUGGUUUAAACUACUACAUCCAACAACAUUGUGUUACUUGUUUGUGAUUUUCACUUGUUUUCCUUUGAUUCUUACUUGUUCUUUCACAAACUCGUGAGUUUGUCGAGAAACGUGCUAUGUUCGAAAUUCUUUUACGGAUAUUAUAUUAUUUUGGAUAAAUCUGAUACAAAUUAUAUAUACAAA